CCUGCCACAUUACCAGGCAGUCUCAAUCCCGACGUUUGCAGCUUUAAUUGUUAUGAGCGGCCGCUGAACAGAUAGGUGGAGGUGACGAAGCGCUGCCUUUUACAGAAAAUAAACAUCGUAGAUUUUGCGCGACAAACAGCGAAAAUAACGAAGUGCAUCGAGUCCCACACGGCGCAGACGGAGCUGGCUGCCCUCCAUCCUGACUCCGAUUCACUUGCUGCGCAGCCAUGGCAACAGAGGAGAAGAAACCCGAAACCGAAGCCGCUAAAUCGCAGUUGGCGUCGUCUGCCUCGGCGAGUCAAAGCAAGUCCGCACCAGUGAAGCCAAACUACAGCCUCAAGUUCACACUCGCUGGCCACACAAAAGCCGUGUCUUCUGUCAAAUUCAGCCCAAGUGGGGAAUGGCUGGCCAGCUCUUCUGCUGACAAACUCAUCAAAAUAUGGGGAGCAUAUGAUGGGAAGUUUGAGAAAACAAUAGCUGGACACAAACUUGGUAUCUCAGAUGUGGCCUGGUCCUCAGACUCCAAUCUGCUGGUCUCAGCAUCAGAUGACAAGACCCUAAAAAUUUGGGAUGUCAGCUCGGGAAAAUGUUUAAAAACAUUAAAGGGCCACAGCAACUACGUCUUCUGUUGCAACUUCAACCCACAGUCCAAUCUCAUUGUUUCAGGAUCAUUUGAUGAGAGUGUGCGGAUAUGGGAUGUGAAGACAGGGAAGUGUUUGAAGACGUUACCAGCCCAUUCUGACCCAGUUUCUGCGGUCCAUUUCAACAGAGAUGGUUCUCUAAUUGUAUCCAGCAGUUAUGAUGGUCUCUGUCGGAUCUGGGACACAGCAUCUGGACAGUGUCUUAAAACACUUAUUGAUGACGACAACCCACCAGUGUCCUUUGUGAAGUUCUCCCCAAAUGGCAAAUACAUCCUGGCCGCCACCCUGGAUAACACCCUGAAGCUUUGGGACUACAGUAAAGGAAAGUGCUUAAAGACCUACACUGGGCAUAAGAAUGAGAAGUACUGCGUGUUUGCCAAUUUCUCAGUCACGGGUGGUAAGUGGAUUGUCUCUGGUUCAGAAGACAGCAUGGUGUACAUCUGGAACCUACAGACUAAGGAGAUUGUUCAGAAGCUGCCGGGACACACUGAUGUGGUUAUAUCAACAGCAUGCCACCCAACAGAGAACAUAAUUGCUUCUGCAGCGUUGGAAAACGACAAAACCAUUAAACUUUGGAAGAGCGACUGUUAAGCCCCUGAGAUGCUUGAGAAUUCAUGGCUCCUGAUAAUGAAGAGAGGACCUGAGCAGGAAAGUUUCAGCUUCAGCUGUGGGUAGAUGUCAGGCCCCGGGACACCAGGCCUUGCUGCAAAGGGCUAGGCCAAGCUGUCUGUGUGAAGUCCCCAUCUUCUCUCCCACCACUUUCACCAACACACCCUCCCCACCUUGAAGACUAUGUCCUGCACCUCCCUCAAAGCCUUAUUUUCUCUGUGCAAAAAAAGGAUUUUGUGUCAUUCAUUAAAUUCUUAGUUGUCAACUGUUCUGCUAAAAUUCACUUAGCUUCUUCAAGCUUUGACCAAUAUACUGAUUGUAUAGAUGUUGGUAGUUUGAACUCCAGUAGCUUUGCUAGUGUGGGAGACUCAGUCAUUUCAGCAGCCUGAACUCCUCCCUUUCAACUAAAAGUGUACAUUACCUUGGGAUUUUUGUAUUAACUAUAUAUAGACAUCUUGUAUGUUUAAUAUAUGGCUUGGCAAAUUAAGCAAGGUUACAAAACUUGUCUACAGGAGCUGGCACUGUUCUUUGGCAUUUAAAUAUGCCAAAUCAAUUGACUCAUUCAAAAAAAUUCAAUUUUUUUCCCCCCCAAUUUCAAGCAUGUCUGUGUAUUAAACAUUCCUGUGCAGGCAUACAAAUUUGACAUUUCUGGGUCUAGUGCUCUGACUACCUAUAGAAUUCUUUCCUUUGGUGGCUGAAAAUGACCAAAUGUUGGAUUUUUCCAGAAAUAAAUUUUCACAAUAGUGGAGCUACAGCCCAAAUGAAAGUAUGGUAUUUUUCUCUUGUCAGUGUAAUCAAGAAAGCAGGUCAUAUCGCGAUUCUCUUCAAGUAACACUGUGGAACAGUGUGUAGCGGUGUGAGCUGGGGCACUGCAUUGUUCAGAGUACCCUCACAACUCUGUAUGCAUUUCAUUGUAAUGUGUGGUAUUUUUCCUUUGUGUGUAGCGGAACUUUCUCUUCAAUAACAAAAGAAAACUUGCAGCAAAUACAAAUUUGUAGAAAUUCUACAUGAAUCUGUCUCACAGCAUCUUGCCUGCUUCACAAUGUACAUUGUAAAAUCUGUGAGGUAUGAAGGUUGCUUCUCUUGUCCAUGGUUGUUUGUGUAGCAGUGACCACUUUUCUAUGUUUCUGAUGUAAAAAAAAAAAAUAGAUUUGAUUAAACUUU
Scleropages formosus (Asian bonytongue) is the source of this 2414-nucleotide messenger RNA. Its product is annotated as WD repeat-containing protein 5-like. Bases 228 to 1232 code for a protein of 334 amino acids. The record is from RefSeq and is a predicted model, not a curated record. Gene Ontology annotation, cellular component: Set1C/COMPASS complex. NCBI's taxonomy places the organism in Eukaryota, Metazoa, Chordata, Actinopteri, Osteoglossiformes, Osteoglossidae. Gene Ontology annotation, molecular function: histone binding. The transcript has 14 exons.